Messenger RNA from Octopus bimaculoides (California two-spot octopus), 1891 nucleotides. RefSeq lists its product as uncharacterized. Lineage: Eukaryota; Metazoa; Mollusca; Cephalopoda; Octopoda; Octopodidae. The record is from RefSeq and is a predicted model, not a curated record. Gene Ontology annotation, molecular function: protein binding.
UACAUAAUUUUCAUUUUGCUUUCUAUAGAUGGUGCACAAAUGGAACGAGCAUUGCAUUUUUAUAAUGCCUCCCUUGUUGAAAGACUAAAAAUAGUGAAUGUAAACCCUAAGAAAUCUGUGAUAGCAUACUGCAAUGUAGCAAAUGUCCUGUCUCAAAAUUGUGGGAAACACCACAUAGCCUUGAAACUUUUGUUCAAUGCAGAGAAGAUCCAAAAAAAUAAUGGCUGGCUCCAUAUGAACACUGGUUUGGUGCUGAUUCACAUUGCACAAAUAUAUUUGAGAAUGUGUCAAAUCUCCGAGAGUCUGACAACAUUGCAUGAGGCUUUGGCCAUCUACGACUACAUAAACCCAAACUACAUCGGAAAGAUAAAGGUCCUCCAACUGAUUGCACACUGCUAUCUGCUGAAAGAGGAAUUUGAUAACGCCAAGAAGUAUUUCAAGUCCAUAUUGGAUGUUAACAGUGACAAUCUUUUGAGCAGCGUAUCAGAGGUUGAGAUUUUCUCAAUGGCUUUUGAACACCUGAUUUAUCUCAGUUUGGAAGAUCCACAGAACCAGAUGAUUCAUUUGGAGAAUAUUUUGAACCAUCUAAGACAACUAUUGAAACAAAGUGUAACUGAAAAACAGAAGCUACGAUAUUCCAAUGCUAUUGCCAAGUACCAGUCCUUGAAAAUACUCCUGCUUGAUAAACUCAGCCAACAUGAAGAAAGAGCUGGACUGCUCAUGGACUCAAUCCCUUUUCUUUGUCAAUAUUGUAUGACCUACAGGCAUUAUUUUAAUUGUUCUCAAGAGAAUUAUAUUCAUAAACUCUGCGGACUGAGAUCUAAUUCACAUGAAGUUGACUUUCAAUAACAAUUAAAGAUUGUAGAAUAAAGGAUGGUCUAUGAUUUGACAUUUUUGGUAUGAUUGACUUCAUAAUAGCAGAGGUCAACUAGGAAACCUUGACCUGCUAGAAAUGGUAGGUAAAUCUCCCUUGCACAAAUAACGUUAUACGUUAUUCAAAGCUUAAUGGAGACUUUGCAAAAUGUAGUUUUUGAUAAACUAACUUUUACUUGUUUCAGUCAUUAGGAUGUGGUCAUGCUUGGACUGGUAUUCCGUUUGUGAUAUGCUUUUGAAAUGGAAUGAAAGCAUGCCUUUUUUUUAAAUAACUUUUGACUGGAGAUGAAAAAUGGAUUGUGUUUGAAAAUGUAGUGUGAAAAAGAUUCCAAAAUAGCAACCAAAUACAAAUAUCCAUGCCAAAAACGCUAUGCUUUGUGUUUGAUGGGAUCAUAAAGGCAUUAUUUAUUGUGAGCCUCUCCCCCAAAACCAGAUCAUUAAUUCUGAUGUAUACUGUCGUCAGCUGGCUAAUUUGAACCAAAAAUAUCAAAGAACUGAUGCCAGAGAUUGCCAUCAGGACAGGGGUAGUGUUCCAAUAAGACUAUGGUUGACCAUGUGUGUGUCUUUGGCUACCUGAACAAAGUUACAUGAACUUGGCUGAGAUCUAUUACACCAUCCGCCAUACUCUCCUGAUAUUGUGUCAUCUGAAUACCACUUGUUUUUGUCUCUACAGAAUUCAUUGCAAGGAAAAACAUUUAAGAAUUCAGCCGGAGUCAGAAUGCAUCUAGAAAACUUUGUUUCUUCAAAACCAGUCAGAUUUUAUGCUGAUGGAAUAUUUAGAUUAACUUCUAGCUUUCUUCCAGCCCAGACUUGAACUCCCUGGACUAUGCCAUAUGGAGAAAAUAGGAUCACUCGACCAACAGAACUUUGCAUUCAAGUUUUGAUCAUUUUAAGCAAAUCCUAAGGAAAGAAUGGGACAACAUGUCUGAGUACUUCAUCAUGGUAAGUUGUAAUGCCUUCAGGUGGCAUGUGAAGGCUGUGGUGGACAUAUUGAAUAAAUUAUCUUUUUAUACCUCUA